Messenger RNA from Mustela lutreola (European mink), 6303 nucleotides. It is a transcript of the gene HPSE2, whose product is annotated as heparanase 2 (inactive). NCBI's taxonomy places the organism in Eukaryota, Metazoa, Chordata, Mammalia, Carnivora, Mustelidae. Gene Ontology annotation, cellular component: membrane; extracellular matrix. Bases 174 to 1952 code for a protein of 592 amino acids. The record is from RefSeq and is a predicted model, not a curated record. The transcript has 12 exons. Gene Ontology annotation, molecular function: hydrolase activity, acting on glycosyl bonds.
AAAAAAAAAAGAGAGAGAGAGAGAGGGAGAGGGAGAAAGAGAGAGAGAGGGGGGAAAAGGAAAGAAAAAAAAAGUGUGUGUGUGGGGGAGGCAGACAGACACACACUUUAGAUAAGGACAAUUAGUCACCAGUGAGACCCUGUAGGAAGAGAGGUUUAAAUCAGAGGGAUUUAAUGGGGGUGCUCUGUGCCUUCCCUGAAGCCAUGCCCUCCAGCAACUCCCGCCCCCCUGCGUGCCUAGCCCCGGUGGCUCUCUUCUUGGCUCUGUUGGUCCAUCUCUCCCUUUCCUCCCAAGUUGGAGACAGGAGACCCUUGCCUGUAGAAAGAGCUCCAGGUUUGAAGGAAAAGACUCUGAUUCUACUUGAUGUGAGCACCAAGAACCCAGUCAGGACAGUCAAUGAAAACUUCCUCUCUCUGCAGCUGGAUCCGUCCAUCAUUCAUGAUGGCUGGCUCGAUUUCUUAAGCUCGAAGCGUCUGGUGACCCUGGCUCGGGGACUUUCGCCCGCCUUUCUGCGCUUUGGAGGCAAAAGGACGGACUUCCUGCAGUUCCAGAAUCUGAGGAACCCGGCGAAAAGCCGCGGGGGCCCCGGUCCGGAUUACUAUCUCAAAAACUAUGAGGAUGACAUUGUUCGAAGUGAUGUUGCCCUGGAUAAACAGAAAGGCUGCAAGAUUGCUCAGCACCCUGAUGUUAUGCUGGAGCUCCAACGGGAGAAGGCAGCUCAGAUGCACCUUGUUCUUCUAAAGGAGCAAUUCUCUAAUACUUACAGUAAUCUAAUAUUAACAGCCAGGUCUCUAGACAAACUUUACAACUUUGCUGAUUGCUCUGGACUCCACCUGAUAUUCGCUCUAAAUGCACUGCGUCGUAAUCCUAAUAACUCCUGGAACAGUUCUAGUGCCCUGAGUCUGUUGAAGUACAGCGCCAGCAAAAAGUACAACAUUUCUUGGGAACUGGGAAAUGAGCCAAAUAACUAUCGAACCAUGCAUGGCCGGGCGGUAAAUGGCAGCCAGUUGGGAAAGGAUUACAUCCAGCUGAAGAGCCUGUUGCAACCCAUCCGGAUUUACUCCAGAGCCAGUUUGUAUGGCCCUAAUAUUGGGCGGCCCAGGAAGAACGUCAUUGCCCUCCUAGAUGGAUUCAUGAAGGUGGCAGGAAGCACGGUGGAUGCAGUUACCUGGCAACAUUGCUACAUUGAUGGCCGGGUGGUCAAGGUGAUGGACUUCCUGAAAACUCGCCUGUUAGACACACUCUCUGACCAGAUUAGGAAAAUUCAGAAAGUGGUUAACACAUACACCCCAGGAAAGAAGAUUUGGCUUGAAGGUGUGGUGACCACCUCGGCUGGAGGCGCAAACAACCUAUCAGAUUCCUAUGCUGCGGGAUUCUUAUGGUUGAACACUUUAGGAAUGCUGGCCAAUCAAGGCAUUGAUGUUGUGAUACGACACUCAUUUUUUGACCAUGGAUAUAAUCACCUGGUGGACCAGAAUUUCAACCCACUACCAGACUACUGGCUCUCUCUCCUUUACAAGCGCCUGAUCGGCCCCAAAGUCUUGGCUGUGCAUGUGGCUGGGCUCCAACGGAAGCCACGGCCAGGCCGAGUGAUCCGGGACAAACUAAGGAUAUAUGCUCACUGCACAAACCAUCACAACCACAACUAUGUUCGAGGGUCUAUUACACUUUUUAUCAUCAACCUGCACCGAUCAAGAAAGAAAAUCAAACUGGCUGGGACUCUCAGGGACAAGCUCGUGCACCAGUAUCUGCUGCAGCCCUAUGGACAGGAGGGGCUCAAGUCCAAGUCAGUGCAGCUGAACGGCCAACCCUUAGUGAUGGUGGACGAUGGGACCCUCCCCGAACUGAAGCCCCGCCCCCUGCGGGCCGGCCGGACAUUGGUCAUCCCUCCAGUCACCAUGGGCUUCUAUGUGGUCAAGAAUGUCAACGCCUUGGCCUGCCGCUACCGAUAAACCACCCUCACGCCCACAAGCCACCUGCAGGCCUGCUGGACUGCUUUCCACUCUCCUGCCCUAAUCGUAUCCUGAUCUUUCAGACAUCUUCUUAGCAACAAACCAGUCUGCUGCCCCAUCCUGCUGGAAUCAGCACAGACUUGCUCUCUAAAGAGACAAAUGCCAUAGCACGAGCUUUGCCUAGGGAGGCCACAUGCACCCCAAAGGAAAGUGUACCCAUCACCUGUGCCUAUAUAAGGAUGAAGGUAUGUGUGUGGAGCUGUAUGUACCCAUGUGCACACACCAGGAAGAGAAGCCGGCGGUGCGCUCGCAGGACCCAUGAAACAGCUCUCCAUCAUCCGGGUCACACAGCAGUGUCACUAUAGACCUUAGCCUGGGACUGCUUCCCGCAGUACGAGAUGAGGAAGGAAACCACCAAGUGGGCCUUCAGGAGCCCAGUCCUCUUCAAACUCCUCUCCUUGUCUGUUCCCUGCUGUUGCCCCGGGGUUUCCUGUCACCUCUCUUCUCACCGGGGAGCAAGUGGGUGGGUCAGCACCGGCCUGCUGGGUGAGCUGUUUAUGUCAUUUCCUGGCUGAUGUAUGAGUGUGUGCAUCUGGGUUUCUGGCAGUGGCAUCGAUCACUGGCUAUUCCUCCGGGAGACGGGUGCUUCAGAAGUAAAAUUGUAAUCGUACUCCAGAUUUGUAAGAGGGUUCUAUUCCUCUGUGAAUCCGGAUUCCCCUUGGGUUGGAAUGGGAGUCAGGUAACAAUAUUCAUGGAGUGGAGAACAAUGUAUUAGGCACCACAAAAAGCAAUCAUCAUCCGUCAUGUGGCUGGGAGGGAGAGCGUUUCAGCACAAAGAGAAAGCACACUGAACCACCAAAGGAACGCAGACACACACACACACACACACCCCAACUGAACAAGCAAAUAAUCAGACUUGCAUCAAAUCUGAAGGAAUCUUAAGGGCUUGUCAGUCAGGCCCCUAAUGGCUUGUUUGACCAAAGUUAUUAAAAAAAAAAAAAAAAGUGUAAAUCGAAAGUCAUCCCUGUAAGACACAACCGAAUCUAGCAGUCCUUCCUGUUCCCCAAGGAGCUGUGUGCUUCUCCAGGCAUUUACUAGGCAGAAAUCUAAUGUUAGUGAAAGCUAACCAGGUCCGCGCUUUCCCAGACCAGCCAGUGUGAGCCCAGAACAAAGCUUUCCAUGUACUGCCUGGGGGAUGGGGGAGUCUGGAAACUGAGGUCUGAUGGAGAACUGUGGGGUGGUGGGUGGGAAGUCCCUGAAUCGGGCAGGGCGGAGUGGACUGAUUUAAAGAUUACGAUAAACCUGUAUGAUUCAAGGGGUAAGAGACAAGCUACCGCUGAAAAGAUUCUCCCGUGGGGUUGAUUUUCUUUCUCAGGAUAAAGGACAUGAAGGACAGGGCCUAAGGACAGGGCCGGGUGUGAGGUGAGACACAGGAGGAAGAUGAGGUAAGGGAGGAAGUUCCGGACUCCGCACGGAGAACAGGGAAUCAGGGAGAGGGAAGCCAGCAGCUCCGCUCUGUGCUUGAGGAAGAGAGCGGACUCGGUUUUGCUGUGUGGGUCAGCGGGUCCGGAGGUGUGUGCUAUGGUCAUCAAAAGGCGGGGGCAAGGACUGGGCUGGACCUGGUCAGUGGGCAUGCCCAGCCUGGAGGUUUAUGGAGAGAGGGGGCGCAGACCCCCAGCACCACCACGCCCCAGGCUACCCCGGCGGCCUCCUCGGGAAGCCGGGAAGCCCGGAGCUUCUGCUGAAGCCUCAGCUCUGCGAGGCGAGGAGUAAAGCCUCAGCUCUGCGAGGCGAGGAGUAAGAAGUGCCCAGACUGGGGUAGAAAGCAGGGAGAGAAGUGGCAGAGGACAGCCCACGUGAGGAAAAGAGAGGAAAAGAGAGACAAUGAAGUUGUCUCCCCAGACUUCGAAAAAGGCGUGCAGAUAGCAAAAUCUCCUCUCUACAGAGGUGCAGGCAGAGCUGCAGGCCCCCGAUGAGAACACAAGUAGGCAGUGGUACCGCUGACCUGACCCAGGCCAAUUUGCUUCCCCAUGAAGGAGUCGCUGGUUCUACCCCCGCCUUCCUGAGAGGCGGGGAGAGGGUUCGGAGCUCGCCCAGGGUCACCCAGGGCAGUGGGCGCCUGAGCGUGGAAUAAUCCAGUGCCUGUUCAUUUAACCACCAAGCCCAGGGUUGCCCACUUCCCAGCCUCACCCCCUCCCCUGCUGCUUGAGUGUCACCCAGCCUUCAGAGCUCCGCGCAAGCACGCUUCUUGUACACAAGUGCUGGUUCUUCCCUAAGCUUCCCAGCCCGCAGAAGAUAGGCCAUUUCUGCUUCUUUGAUCUUUCUUUCUGUAUUAAAUGCUCCCAAGAGGUUUAAGGUUUUGUUUGUUUGUUUGUUUGUUUUUAAUUUUUUAUUUUUUGUUAGUUAAUAAAAAGGGAGGAGAGGGAAUCAUUGAAAUUUAUAUUUGGGGUCCUGCAGUUCUAACUUUGCAACUGUCUCAUGAAAGAAAUAGUUGCAUUAUUCAAAGGAUACUGAGAAACUCAUGAUAAUAUCACAUUCUUUAGGGAUUUGGGUGCCAGGUAUCUGUCCUGGCUUUUUCAUUUUGGGGUGGAUGAUAAUUACUGAAUCAGUAGGGACCACUUCCUGCGAGGGAUUCCCCUAUGGCACUCCCCACCCAAGACAGCCGGUGGCAAAACAGCCUCACAGUGCACACCAGGGGAGCGGAUUGCCAGGCUGGGCCCUGGGACAAAAGAGUUCAUCCACCAGCUUCCCACGAGACUUUUCCUCCCAAGACAAGACAUGGCUGAGAUCAUCUAAGACUUUUGAGCCACUUUACUUUAAACUGAAGAAUGGACUUGCAAAAAUGCUUAUUUGAAAGCAUAAUAAGGUAUAAUGAGAAGUCUGUGCCUUUUGUUGAGACAAUUUUCUGUUCUUCCUGCCUCUAGGAAUGAUUUUCUUUCUCCUUUCUUAUCACAAAGGCUCAGAACAAAUUCUCAUUGUUAUUUGAAGAAAAAGUCUCAAUUCUUCUCGUGCCCUGAAAAAGCUGCCACUGUGAGAUAUUAGCUUAUCUCUUGAUGGAGAAAAGCUUGAAAAUUCCAGAACUGAGCUACAAUGAGACUAAGGCCUGAGACCCCUAGAACCGCAGUUGCUUAUGGCCCAUCACCCUGGUAGCCCCAUCCCCUCCCCAGCAGUUGGGCCCAAGCCCUGCACCAUCUAAAAUGGCAGAGCAUGUUGGUGGAUUCCACAUGGCCCUGAGCACCAGGAAGUGCUGAGGCCUCCUUGAGGCAGCCCGGGGAAGGACCCAGAGGGGCUAUGAACUGAUGAGGGGCUAGAAUGGGGCUAGAAUGGUCCUGGCCACACCCCACACCUGCAGGUGUGCUCCUCAAGUGCACUGCAGGCCCAUGUUUUGGAGGGAUGCUGCUGCUGGAUUUACCUUGGAAAUCCACUGAGAGUGGCUUUAUUUCUGAAAACAAAAGGGCAGUGUCUAAACUCUACAGAAGCCGAGAUGAACCAGUCUGCAGUCAAGUGGACUAGCUGUUCUGAUGAGUUGUGAAUAGGGUUGUGACCAACCAACUUUGGCUGCAACAUUUGGAAUCCAGCCUCCCCUGGGCCCACCAGUGACCCUCCUGGCCAUUCAUUCCUGUGCUCUUCUAUAGAAUAAUUUAAAGGACCCCUCCCACCACCCACCACAGGUGAUGAGUCUUGACAUUUCCAAGUUCUGGAGAGCCAGGCAGCACCCAGGCAUGCAUUGGCUCUGAGGGCACUGCUCCUCCUGUCCCCACCACUAACAGAUCUGGAAGUUUCUCUUUGUCUUCCAGACUAAAUAAUAAAUCCAUUAACUAUUGCCAGAGAGGCAGUAUUUUGCAAAGAUCACUCUAAAACAGAAAAGCUAAAAUAUAAGAAAUUAUAUUUCUUUUAUACCUCUUUGGCACCUACUUCCUUCCAAACACCAGAGCAGCCCCCCAGCACUCAGGAGGAGCAGAACAAGUUCCUAAUGAUGGCUCACAAAUAAAUCCCACUAUCCUAUGCACUCAGGAGAGAAAAGGGGAUGAACUACUCUUCUAAUUAUUAUUCAUGAAAAUAUCCUAGGAUCCUUUUUCAAGUUGUAAAUGUUAUAUAAUAAAUUAUAUUUUGGGAAGAAGCAAAAAGAAACCCAAGCUUUAUUCAUCUGAAGUUGGCAAAAUGAGUACAGGAACACCUCCCAGGGAAAGUGUCUUCUCUGCAGAGGAUUUGAACAGGUGUUAAUAUUUGUUUCCAAAAUCAGAUCAUAUUAAGGUUUAUAUGAGCUUGGCAAUUGCAGAGAGUUAGAGCCUAUGAGGUAGUUUAUAUUUUGAGGUAACAUUCUGUAAGUAAUAAAACGUGAAUAUUCUAA